CCUUCCGCAGUAAGUAAAACCUUUGCAGGAAGGGCUGCUCUUCUCCGGGGAGGGGGUGGUCCGCUGGGCUUGCAAGGCGGCUCUUUCCCUGCAGCGAGGAGCCAAGUGAAUGAGAGUGUCUUUCCAGAGUCAGAGACAGCAGCCCAAGAGAAAAGGGAAGGAGAUGGAAGAGAAGGACCCUGAAGGCCUUGGAACUGGGAAGACAUCCAGGAAAGGUUCCCAUCCUCUCCAAGCAGGGAGUGGUGCUGAAUUUUGGGGAAGAGCUGUGCCAGAGAACUUGGUUCAAGACCCUGUGACCCCAGAUGUACGCAGCCGACGCUUCCGGCUGUUUGGUUACCAGGAGGCUGAUGGGCCCCGAGAGGUUUGCAGCCGGCUCCACGGACUUUGUAAGGACUGGCUGGAGCCAGAGAGGCGCACCAAGAAGGAGAUGAUGGACCUGGUGAUCCUGGAGCAGUUCCUGGCCAUCCUGCCGCAGGAAGUGCAGGGCUGGGUGAGAGGAUGCGGGCCAGAGAGCAGUUCCCAGGCAGUGGCCCUGGCCGAAGGUUUCCUCCUGAGUCAGGCAGAGGAGAAGAGGCAGGCACUGCAGACACAGAGAGGAUUUCGGAAGGUGGAAGCAAAGUUCCGUGAGGCAAAAGGAGUUCUGUCUGAGGAAGGUCAGAGGGCGCAGGCCCAGGAGUGUACCCAAGAUGCCCUGCCAAGUGGCAGUGAAGAGACGUUAUUGAGCCCUUUUCUUUGCAGAGAAGUGGAAACACCUCCUUGGCCUCUGGUCCAGUCUCCAUUUAACUUUGAGGAGGUGGCCAUGUAUUUCACCGUGGCGGAGUGGGGCCUUCUGGAUCCAGGCCAAAAAGCCCUCUACAGGGAAGUCAUGCUGGAGAACUAUGGGAGUGUGGCUUUUCUGGCAGCAGAUGUAGAGAAGACAGCUGGGGAAUUCCAGGAGUUCUCUUUGGAAAAAGUCAAGAUUGAAGAUGCUGAAGAAAACCUUGGAGAUGGACCACAGAGGCAGGAGGAAAGCCACGCAGCAGGAGAUGAUCGGAGGAAUGAGGAGGAUGAGGAACUGCAUCAUGUAUCACCAGAUGAUGGCAAGAAUGAAGAUGUGAGAAGAAAAGUCAGGAUUCAAGGCAGGCCUCAGAGGCAGAAAGUCAGGCACAGGGUAAAGAAGAGGGAUAAAUGCAUUCCUUCUCAGGGGGUGGAUUUCCAAGAAGUAAUUCACAGGUUGGAGGAAACUUACAAGUGCUUGGAGUGUGGAAUGAACUUCUCAGUUCAAACCCAACAUAAUAUACAUUUUUCAAAGCAUGGUAUAUUGAAGGCAUGUAAAUGCUUUCAGUGUGGAAAGUAUUUCAGAUACAAAUCACAAGUCCUUGUGCACCAAAGGAUCCACACAGCGGCGAAACAUUUUGAAUGCUCAGAGUGUGGGAAGAAAUUCAGUCAUAGUUCCCUUCUUAAAAAGCAUCAAAGAACCCACACAGGGGAGAAGCCUUUUGAAUGCUCAGAGUGCGGGAAGGGAUUUAGUUGUAGUAGCAGUCUUAAAAGUCAUUUAAGAACCCACACAGGGGAAAAGCCUUUUGAAUGCUCAGAUUGUGGGAAGAGAUUCAGUCGUAGUAACACUCUUCAACAGCAUGUAAGAAUCCACACAGGCCAGAAGCCUUUUCAGUGCUCAGAGUGUGGGAAGAAAUUUAGGCUAAGCAGUGGUCUUCAACAGCAUCAAAGAAUCCACACAGGGGAGAAGCCUUUUGAAUGCUCAGAGUGUGGGAAGAGAUUCAGAUGGAGUGGUGAUCUUCAAAGUCAUCUAAGAACCCACACAGGGGAGAAGCCUUUUGAAUGCUCAGAGUGUGGGAAAAGAUUCAGGGUGAGUAGCAGUCUUCAAAAUCAUUUAAGAACCCACACAGGGGAGAAGCCUUUUGAAUGCUCAAAGUGUGGGAAGAGAUUCAGUCAGAGUAGCACUUUUCAACAGCAUCUAAGAACCCACACAGGGGAGAAGCCUUUUGAGUGCUCAGAGUGUGGGAAGGGUUUCAUUCGCAGUGGCCAGCUUAAACGGCAUCAAAGAACCCACACAGGGGAGAAGCCUUUUCAGUGCUCUGAGUGUGCAAAGAGAUUCAGUCAAAGCCAUGAUCUUAAAAAACAUCAAAGAACACACACAAGGGAGAAGCCUUUUGAAUGCUCAGAGUGUGGGAAGAGGUUCACUCAGAAUGGCCAUCUUCAACAGCAUCAAGCAAUCCACAGAGGGCAAAAAUCUUUUGAAUAAAAAGAGAUUCAACCAGCAUGGUUAUUUUCAGCAACAUCUAAGAACCCAUUCAAGGAAAAGUCAUGUAACUUCUUAUCCUAUGGAUAUCAAACACUUUUGUUAUGAGGAUCUGAAUUAAUGUCACUCUGCUUG
Molecule: messenger RNA, 2374 nt
Organism: Heteronotia binoei (common prickly gecko)
Lineage: Eukaryota; Metazoa; Chordata; Lepidosauria; Squamata; Gekkonidae
Product: zinc finger protein 436-like
Exons: 7
Coding region: 110-2242 (710 amino acids)
Biological process (GO): regulation of DNA-templated transcription
Source: RefSeq, a predicted model, not a curated record